AUGAGGUCAAUGGAGGUGUCACUUUACAAUGAUCUCAUCGUCUUUUACAAUACCUCUUGCGCUUUUGAAACAAAGAAGAAAAUCCUCAUGAAGCAUGUAAUAUCACCAUUGUAUGAUCAGAUAUUCAGACAAACAAAUUAUGUUGUAGAGUUGGAUCAACUCUAUUACAAACCUAAAAAUGCAACAAUGAUCAAGAUUCAACAUACUACAUCAAACAAGAUAAUAUGGGAGUAUCAUUCAACUAAUGAUCAUCCAGAUUCUAUCACUAUGAAAUCUACUUUAAUUCAAGAUGGAUAUUAUUGGCCUUCAAUGGAAAAGGAUAUAGAGACAUUUGAUGAAUGUGAAGCAUGUCAUCCUCGAGUUGUAGUUGAUUGUCAAUCGAUAGAGACUAUACUGGUAUCUCUACAAGACUUGCAGAUUAAAUGUGAUUUCAAAAAUGAUAGAUCGAGUCAGCUAACAAGUUUGGAGGCAACUAUUAAAAGUAUGGGAGAACCAUUCUUAAGAAUUUUCGAGUAUCUCCCCAAUAUAGCAUAUUUUGGAAACGAUAAAACAAAGAUGAAACAAUACUAUGACUCUACAAAGAACCCAAUUAGCAUCAAUAUCAUUAGAAAUUUUGUUUUAAACAAAGCAAAUACAUCACCUCUUUUGAUAAUGUCCUAUUUGGUAACGAUGGCUAUGAACGCAACCAAAUUUGAUCCACUUGGAGUACACUCGAGAUUAACAACAUCAUUCCUUAUUGAAUUUUCAAAACAACAAUUGGAUGAAGACAUCAAAACAGAGAUUGGAUCAAUGCGAAACAAUUUUUUGGUUAUAAGACAAGAGAUGAUCAACAAUGAAAAAUCCAAUCAAAAUCCUCUUCCUCCUCCUUCUCCUACUCCUCCUCCUACUCCUCCUCCUGUAAAUAAUAAUAAUAAUAAGAUAGAUAACAGUAAUAAUAAUAAGAGAAAAAGACCAAUUUGCCCAAAUAGACUUAUAAUAGAAUUAGAUGGGCCAGAUGAAUCAUCCAACUCUUGUGAUUUGGACAAUGGUGAUGACCAUCAUCAUCAUCAACAUACAGACACACCUUUGAAAAAAUUAAAACAACCUCUAAGCUACAAGGCUGUAAAAAAUAUGAAACUACCCGAUAACCUUGUUGAACCAUUCUUGGCAGAAGUUGAUAUAGAUGCAAAGAGAAUAUUCGACAUUUUAUUUUAUCCAUCAACUUGUACAAGUUUUAAAAUGAACAAAAUAUCAAGGCAUUUGGGAUCUGUUCUUGUUAUACCAACUUAUCUCAUUCGGACUUUGUUUCGAUCAUGUCAAUUAUACCAAAAUCAUGGAACAAAAAUAUUUAAAAGAACACACUUUUUUGAAAGAGAAGAAGUGGAACUAUUGAAACUCAAAGAAUCAAUUCAUGGCGCCUUCAUGAGAUACUAUGAACAACAAAUUCACAUUCCAUCACCACCAUUAGAGGAAACGAAAAAUGUAAAUAAUAAUAAUAAUAAUAAUAAUAAUAAUAAUAAUAAUAACCCUUUAAAUGAUGAUGCACACGACAAUCCUUCUCCGAUAGAAAUAGACAUUGUCAAUGAAAUCAACGAUACGAUUGAAAAUUUUCAAGAUCAAGAACAAGAAAAAGAACAUGAGCAAGAAUUAGUACAAGAACAAGAACAACAAUUAGAACAGGGACGAGUACAAGAACUAGUACAAGAGCAAGAACAACAAUUAGAACAAGAACACCAACCAGAACAACAACCAGAACAAGAGAAAGAACAGGAAGAACAACACAUAGAACAAGAGGAACAAGAACGACAACAACAACAACAGCCACCACAACCACAACAAGAACAUGAACAAGAACAUCAACAACAACAAAAACAACAAAGAAAUGGUACAGAAUAUAUAGCAACAAUUCUUUUUAAUAUUAGUACAGCAAUAUCAAAUCUUUCUGAUAGAUUUGAAAUAUUGGAAGAAAGAGUUGAUAAUCGAUUGGGUAAAAUAGAAUCAAGAAUCCAAGAACACCAUAACAUUUUAAAAAAGAUGGAUGGAACUAUAUAA
Molecule: messenger RNA, 2031 nt
Organism: Cavenderia fasciculata
Lineage: Eukaryota; Evosea; Eumycetozoa; Acytosteliales; Cavenderiaceae
Exons: 4
Coding region: 1-2031 (676 amino acids)
Source: RefSeq, a predicted model, not a curated record